UGCCUCAGGGUGUAUGUGACACGAGCGAUGGCAAAGUUCUGCUUCAUAAACAUUAGCUACACUGUGUAUUAUAUAAGGAAGACAACUACGGCAAUUGAACCUUUGGCAAGAGAAGACAUGUAUCUGUUACACCUACAUGUCAACAGCCAAUUAAAAUCCACACACAAAGCACAUGACCUACCCCAAAACACUAUGGUUUUAGGGAUGCAGUCAGACACAACAACAGAAACUAGUUAGCAUUGUCUCUAUCAGGAACCUGAACACUGACUAGCUGCUUACUGGGAACUUUGAGCAUGUGCUUCCUUUUCAUUGAUUUUUUUUGCUACAAAACUUUAUCAGACCAACUGCAGGAAUAAGGAUAAAAUUAGAUAUUAUAUGAAUGGAAUAAGAAUCUAACCUGCAUUAAGGCAUGGCUACUAAAAGUGGAGAGUGUUCAGUGAGCCAUAAGUUUUCCCCUGAGAGCUUUGAGAACAAGCAUGAGAGGAGGCUAGAACUUCAUGAAAUCUUGAGAAGCCGCUACAAUAUUACAUCCUGUCGCCAGGAUAAUCCCAGCUGGGGCAGAGAGCAGGAGAGGCAUUCUCCACGCGAACAGGAGUUCUUCAGGAGAAGACACCUUUGGAUUGAAGAAUCGGGAGAGAAACGAAUUAGGUCACCAACCAAGUCAAACCGAUAUAUAAAAUAUUCAUUGGUGAAACAAAAUUCAAGUAAAGCCUUUCUGAACAAAGACCUAGAGCCAUUGUCAGGGAAUGAGUUAUCUUGGCAUCAUAACCGCUCCAAGAGCUAUCCAUUUGACUGUAGAAAUGCAAAAAAAGACAUCUAUAUAGACCUGUUACAUGCUAGAACCAACAGGAAUGAUGUACCCAAGAGUGACAAAGGUGUUCAAACAGUCCAGGAAGUGCCAGUGAUCUGUCUGAAGAGGGACACCAGCCAGCAAACUGAUUGUGCCACAGCUGUUUUGAAUGGCGAGUUGCUCCAGCUUUCUGAAUACCUCAUGGAAGCACUUCAGAGGGAGCGGAAACUGAAGAAGAAACUGUGCGUCUUGCAGGAGCUUCUCAAUGUGCUUGUACAAACCUCAGAGAAGUCAUGGAAGGCCCAGCUGAAUGAAGACCAUUUAAAGUGUAAAGUGGCAAAUCUUGAAAAUCAGAUGUUCUUCUAUAGUCAGAACUUUCCAAAGACAAGUGUGAAAAAAGUCUUGCUGGAGAUGGAGGAACAUAAACAAAGAUAUCAGGAAAAAGCCAAAGAAUCUCUCCAGAAAUUAACAGAUGAUAAAAUAACAACUGAGAGACAUUUACAGAAUACUCAGAUGUCUCUAGUGGUCUCACUGGAUGAGUGUAAACUGUGGAAAGAAGAAUAUGAAAACCUGAAAGGAGAGUGGACUGACCUGUGCAACAAGCACUGUGAGCUAAAGAAUGAGAUGAAUGUACUUCAGAGCAAACUCCAGUGGGUUGAAACUCAAGAUUCACAAUGUCAGCAACUUCAGAACCGCCUACAAAGCUUGGAGAAAGAGAAAAUUGAACUGCAGGCCUGGAACGAGCAGCUUCAGGAGGACAUGGAGCUACAGAAAGAGCAGCAGGCUUCUUUACAAGUUAGAUUGAGGAGUGCGGAGGAGCAAAAACUAAAGCUGCGGUCACAAAUUAAUGCAUUACAAGCUGAGCUUGCAGCAUUGGAGCACAAACGUUUGUCAGAUAUUACCAAAGACACAACAUUACAGGUGUGUGACACAGAUAAACUGCUGCAGAGUGACCAGCUCCAAGUUGUUACGGACCAACUAAUAUCAAAGGAAAAGGAGUGUGAAGGUCUGAAGACUGAAGUUGAGCUGAUAACUGAAGAAUAUAAUUUGUGUCAGACAAAAUUGCAGCAGUGUCGGAAUGAGUUGAAGGGAACUCAUAAAUGGAAACUAAAGAAACGUUGCUGUUGCUGGGCGCCAGUCUUCAUACUGAUGUUUGCUGUAGUGUUCGCCUUCUAUGUCACCUCCCACGUGGAUCGUUAUCUAUACUGAAACUUCAUACUACCUCAACUUUAUUGAUUGAAAUAGUUUAUACAGAAACUUGUUUUCUUACUGAAGUUACUAGUGUCAUUUAAAUAUAUUUUUCAAAAGAA
Pseudophryne corroboree (corroboree frog) is the source of this 2100-nucleotide messenger RNA. It is a transcript of the gene TRAF3IP3, whose product is annotated as TRAF3 interacting protein 3. NCBI's taxonomy places the organism in Eukaryota, Metazoa, Chordata, Amphibia, Anura, Myobatrachidae. Bases 410 to 1999 code for a protein of 529 amino acids. The transcript is spliced from 15 exons. The record is from RefSeq and is a predicted model, not a curated record.